AGAAACUAAAAUUCAAAAAACAAAAAAAAGAGUUGAUCAAAGCAAGAGACUAGAGUGACUGAUCAGCCAUGGAUCUCUCAAGCCCCAGAUACUUUCAAUCCCCUUCUUUUUCAAAUGCUAAUACUGUGGAACCGGUAAUGGAGAGCAACAACGGGAGCUUCUACGGGAAAACGAAGACCAACCCAUUUCCAGAAGCCUUCCCCGACCCACUUUGCAAGCUUAAUCUCAAGGAAACCUCGGAGUUCGUGAAGUCAUUCCCAAUGCAGAACAACCUCGGCGCCGAAACCAACAACGUUGGUUUUCUGGAAGCUUCGUCUGCUCAGAGGAGAAGAGAAGGAGUUAACUCCCUGAUUCAAAGAAGGGCCUUCGAAGCCGCUCCUCCCACGCCCGGUCGACCCGUUUUCAGUUUCAGUUCUUCUGGAAACUUCUCGAGAAAGAGCUUUCCUUCGAAAUGGGACGACGCCGAGAAAUGGCUCAUAAGCAGCUCUUGCCAUGACUCGCCUGCUCACACGGCCGUAAAGUCGUCGUCUGAAUCCGUAAAAACCGCCAAGCAAAACGACGGUUUUAAGCCGCAACUGGAGGUUUUCUCCGAUAAGUCCAGGGUCACCGAGGAAAAAAGCUUUCAUAAUAACUCUGUCAGAGGUUUCAAUGCUUCAACGGAGCACUUCUUUCUAAAAGACAAGUUCACGGACGACAUAGAGCCAAUAAGGCUGAAUUUCAGAACGUCAGAGCCAACCAAAGAAGGCUUUCUGUUCAAAAACUCGCCCUGCGAGACCAUGAAAGACGCAAGCACAGAAGUGGUUCAUGACAUCCAACACAGAGACGUCGGGACCGAGAUGACUCCCCUCGGAAGCUCCACGACUUCACGGUGCCACACUCCAUUCAAGAGCUCGUCCCCAGUGCGCCACAACACGCCGGCAAGUAGGUCGGGGCCACUGGGGUUGGGGUACUCCAGCAACACCAACAGCACCAUUGACAUUGCCCAGUUGCAGGAGUGCCAUUUAGCCAAGCUCCAACUCGGGACUCACUAUGACUCGGUCACUUCCAAUUGGAGUUCAAAGGAAGAGGAAGAGGAGGAGAUAUCAAAGAGCCUCAGACAUUUUGAGACAGACAAUGGAUGUCAUAAGACUACUCCUGACUCUAGAGCAGCUGCUUGGGAGGAGGAGGAAAAGACUAAAUGCUGUCUAAGGUAUCAGAGAGAAGAAGCAAAGAUUCAAGCUUGGGUCAAUCUCCAAAGUGCAAAAGCAGAAGCUCAAUCAAGAAAGCUUGAGGUGAAAAUCCAAAAGAUGAGAUCAAAUCUAGAGGAGAAGUUGAUGAAGAGAAUGGCGGUUGUUCAUAGAAAAGCUGAGGAGUGGAGAGCAGCGGCAAGGCAACAACACACAGAGCAGAUUGAGAAGGCCACAGAACAUGCCCAGAAGAAGAUGAAUAUGAAUAGGAAUCACAGUACUCAUUUCUCUAGCCAUGUCUCUUGUGGUUGUUUUCCAUGCAAUAAUCACUAUCGGUCAUGA
Molecule: messenger RNA, 1508 nt
Organism: Morus notabilis
Lineage: Eukaryota; Viridiplantae; Streptophyta; Magnoliopsida; Rosales; Moraceae
Exons: 5
Coding region: 69-1508 (479 amino acids)
Source: RefSeq, a predicted model, not a curated record